This is a messenger RNA of Poecilia latipinna (sailfin molly), 1420 nucleotides long. RefSeq names its product GATA zinc finger domain-containing protein 5-like. The record is from RefSeq and is a predicted model, not a curated record. Bases 90 to 1208 code for a protein of 372 amino acids. The transcript has 8 exons. NCBI's taxonomy places the organism in Eukaryota, Metazoa, Chordata, Actinopteri, Cyprinodontiformes, Poeciliidae. Gene Ontology annotation, molecular function: signaling receptor activity. Gene Ontology annotation, cellular component: cell surface.
UUCAGAGGAGGAACUGCAUCCUUCAGAGAAGUUUCUAGUUUAUCAGUGAAGCAGGAAGAGAAGCAGUUAGAAACCAUCAGCAGCUCAGGAUGAAGGUCUGUUUCACUCUGAUCUGCCUCUUCUUCCUCAAAAUGAACCAGGAAGUAAGAGGAAAAAGACAUUUAGAGAAUUUAGUUCUGCAGCAUAAAAAAACUGUGGGACCCAUCUACAGAAACGAAGGAGAAAACAUCACAGUUACAUGUGAAUUUGGUUACACAGGAAAGACAAGGUUCUUCUGUAAGGAAACUUGUAAAGGAAAAAAUAUUCUCAUUCAAACAACUGAAGACAGAGAUGAGAAAGGAAGAUUCAGCAUCAGAUAUGAAGAAAGAAGUCAUACUGAAUUUGAUUUUCUACAUGUGAGCAUCACAGAUCUGAAACCGUCAGACUCAGGACGAUAUCGGUGUCGCUCAGAUGGAACUGUGCUUUUAAAUUUGUUUGGAAAUCAACAUGCUGAUUUUGAUCUUGUUGUGACUGAAGAUUUUUCUAAACCAAAAUGGACUCCAAGACCUUUAAUAAGAUCAACUUUUGUCCCAGCAGCUUCACCACCACCACCACCACCAACAACAACAACAACAACAACAACAACAACAACAACAACAGCAGCAGCAGCUUCAACAACAACAACUCAGAGUUUUUCUCCUUCUCCAUCUGAAACCAUCAAAUCCUCUGAUAAACCAGCUGCAGCUUCAGAUCCUUUGCUUUAUGUGGGUCUGAGUCUGGCCAUCCUGAUCAUCUUGUUAGCGACGGCUCUGCUGAUUUUCUGCCAGAGGAAAAACCUCCAUCAACAGAAAGGUCCUCCAGUGAAAAAAGAUCCUACUGACUUCACAACGAUCAACACCGUUUAUGAGGAGAUCAGAGAGAAGGACAGAGAGAACAAACCUCCUGCUGGGGAAAUAACUUCAGUUUACGCUUACGUCCAGUCCAACAAACCAAACGCAGCUGAAAGCAACGAAAUAUACAGCCUGGCCAGCAAACCGCAGGGGCAAGCUGAAGAGGAAGACAUAGAGUACUCUGAAGUGCAGCUGCCGAACGGUGCCAUCAGAUCAAACGGCGGCCAUCUUGCUGCUUCAGAUAACGUCACCUACUCAGAACCUCGGUUAGCCACGAGCUCAGGUAGCCAUGGCAACGGGUCACCUCCUCUUUAUUCCACCAUUACUUCACAAGAGUAGCUUUGCUGUGGAUCUGCCGUUUGCUUGUCCUCAGGGAAAACUCAAACCCAUUAGCUCUAUAAUUAGCUUUGAGUCACUAAAACUGUAAAUUUAAUUAAUAUGCUUUUGUAGGACACAUGCUAACCUGUUGUAAUGGACCAUAAAAUCCAUAUAAUAUGGAUUCAGAAACAGACAAUAUCAAAAUCAGUCCACAUGGUGAUUCUUUGAGCGUU